Lytechinus pictus (painted urchin) is the source of this 4694-nucleotide messenger RNA. RefSeq lists its product as uncharacterized. Lineage: Eukaryota; Metazoa; Echinodermata; Echinoidea; Temnopleuroida; Toxopneustidae. The record is from RefSeq and is a predicted model, not a curated record. The transcript has 9 exons. Bases 331 to 1992 code for a protein of 553 amino acids.
AGACUAAAAAAAGGAUAACGCUAUGUGAACAACGGACUUGUGAAUCUGAAUCGUCAUGUGUACAUUUUGUAAAUAAACUGUUUUUAAACGAUUUGACACGGCGUGGCUUGUUUGCUAAUUCAGGAGUGUCUGGAUGGAGAACAAGAUUCAGGAGGUUUACGUUGGUGUUUGUCCAGGACAGUCCCAGUUCAACUCCAAAAGACCAUUGGAAAUGAAGAAGUAUGUGAAUUCGUCCGUAGACUUACAGGAAGGCAUCGCAAGCGAUUGGCAAACGAGACACCGGCGACUGAAGACAACAAAAUAUCCAACUUUGCAGAAGAAAACAAUGAAAUGUUGUUUGAUGCAAAAUCUAUGGUUCGAGACUGGAUUGAAAGUGAGCAAUGCAGUAAUUAUGAGAAGAGAUGUAAACUGGAUGAUAGUCUGAUUAAAAUUGGUCGACAUGAUAUGACAGAUUUUUUCGGCACAAUUCACUUUCGGCGAAAAAAAGAUCCCGAACUCUCGGCAAACUUGCAUCGGGAGUCAAAAACAUUCCAUCUUGCGACGAUCUUCGACGAUGAUUUAAUCCGGUUAAGAACGCUUAUGACUUGCCUUGACGAAGACAUGAUGCAAACGUUCUGCGAGAAAGUAGGUAUACCCCUUAAAGUAGAAGGACCGAAAAAGAAGAGUUCGGACAUUAUUGAUCUUCGACAAUGGAGAGACAGUCACUUACAGUAUACAGUGAAAGAAGUCUUCUCAGAAGUAUCUGGAUUCAUGACAAAUAAAACUAAAGUAAACUUUGUAACGGAUCAAGAACUUGAGUGGCUGGUGUCUCAAGCGACAAUUGACGACAAGGUGGGGGACUUUACCAGUAAAAAACGACUCCACUGGAAGAGAUCAAAAAGGACAGCAAGAAAACUAAUGGCUACACUCAGCUUAAUGUCCGACGACCAUGAUGGAAAGUAUCAACCCAAGUUUGAGCGAUCACUCUCACAAGAAGGGACAGGAAAAGAAAACGCCGGUUCUCAUGAAGAAUCGCAGGAAGAAGAUAUAUCUUCGUCUGAUCUGGGGCAACAACUGAGAUUAUGGAGAAGAAAGCGUGUAGACAAAUCUUGUCGAAAGCCAUUGAGAUCGGCUUUCAAAUCUGUAGGGCUAGAAGAAUGCAUCGUAAACAAGACGCCACGGGAAAGGGUGUAUGAAGUAGAGAUUAUACGAGCAGCCUUUCUCAUAUUGAUGAGGGACGUUUAUCCCGUCAUAGAAGCACUGGAAAUCAACAAAAUAACGACUUCGAAGUACAUGAGACAGUGUUCUGUUCUAGACAAAGGAUCGUUGGAUCUUCUGUUCCAGAUCUGCGAAGUAAAGGACAAAUCGGAAAGCUACAAUCGUCUUGAUUUCUGUGCAAAGCUCACAAAUAUGGGUUAUGUCGAUGUUGCAAGAUCUAUAUAUUUAGAUCACGAGAUGAGUACAAGUGAGCUCGCAAGAAUUGCCUUUGUACUGAACGACUGUGACCAAGCAAAAUUCAAAUCUCUUAUUGGUCAACUGGAUUUGAGACCUGAUGAACUUCCAGAAUGCCUUGGAGCAUACAGUAAGGUAGACUGUUUAGAAGUGCUAAUGACUUGGAAGGAGAAGAUCAGACCAGUUCCGUAUCACUACAGACGGCAUAUCAUUGAUGGUCUCCAAGCAGUUGGAUGUUCAGAUCUUGCUGAUGAAGUUCUAAGAGGCCUUUAUCGACAGGAAUCUCCAGAGGAAGAUGCCAUUAAAAUUAUCUGCAGUAGACUUGAUGACGGUCAGAUACAGAAUCUUGUUCGAUUCCUGAAACUUAAGCCUGAUGAUGGUGAACAAGAUCGGAAAAUGUCAACUAACAUGAUUGUCCGCUGGGCGGAUAAGUGGAUGAGAAAGUAUGAUUCCUCGGCUAUAUCAUUUAAAGAGAGAAGAUCAGUAAACGAUGAGCUUGUUAGAGCAGGGUUUUAUGAGCUAGCUCAUGAAAUCAUGAUACUAGAAUUUUCCAAGUUCUAAUAUAGGAAUCUCAUGCAAGCUUAUUGUCUUUAUUGUUAGAUAUUGAUUGAUUCUGCUUCAUCUGUAAAAAUGUGAGAUCUACCUUAAAUGUAUGAAUUUUAUAAUUUCGUCUGCGUUGUAUUUGUUAUUCCUCAACAACAUGAACAAGUGAUUGCUAGCGUUUCCGUGUUCAAAAUGCAGAAUUGACGUGCAUACUUACACUGUAGCAAACAAUAUUAUUGAACGUCUUUGUACCAUAGCGUGUAGACAUGAAAAUACCUUGUACCUUGUACCUUGUAGUUUCAAUCCCUGAAGUCCUCCACCAGGAAGGGUAACUCAGGGCUGACGAGAGUGGGAUAUGUUAGAUCUUUAUAAACUUUUGAAAGAAACUUUUCAUGAAAACAAGAAUAUAAUGAAAAGCAUGCAUUGAACACUGAUCAAAUGAUGAGUCCAGAACCUCUCCAGGUAACGUUAAUUUCUCGAUCCAUUUGAGCAUGAGUAUUAAUAAUAAUUUAAUGACAGCUUUUUAAGAACUACCUUAAACCAUGUAAAUAGCGUUCAAAAUUUAACCAAAAGAGUGAUAAACUAAGUUACUUUAUUUGCACUUAGUUGUAAUUCCAGUUUUAACCGCAGCCAAUCCUAGAAUGCGAUGGGAACGAGGACGGAAAAAUAAGUUGCAUUAGCAGUAGUAGUAGCUAAGUAGCGGAUAUAAUAACAUGUGCUUUUAUAAGAGAAUGGUGUCUAUGUAUAAAUGUGUCAUCAAAAUUGUUGUUGCAAAAAAAAAAUUAUCGCAGCUUUCAUAAAUGAAUGCAAAUUACUAAAUCGCAUUAAUCAUUCGAAUGUUUAGAUUAAGAGUAGGCGUAAUAUGAUUUCAAUCAGUAUGAUUCAUCAUUGUUUAAUUAUUCUCACCACUCUCUUGCCUUAUUUCUUUAUACAUAUUGUGUAAAAGACGGUGAGCGAUGAUGACUGUGUAAUGUAAGAAUAUGUUUUGUACGUACAAAAAUAGUUUUAUUUUAAAGUUUUAUUUUAAAGCAGGCAAUGGUGUAUCUAUAAAAUAGUGAGAAAAAACCCAAGAUGUUUCUUUUGACUAAACGUAUAUUCUGCGAUUAAAAAGUAGGUAAAGUGGUUAGAUUAAACUUUUCUGACCAUAAUAGAAAUGCAAGCCUAUGGGAUAACUUAGUAUAAACCUUUUUUCAAACUUUUCGAUUAUUAUCCAUUGUGGUCAAAACAACUGCGAGCCGACUAAAAUUCCGGUUUUAUCUUUACAGACAUUCGGAAUCUAAUACAUAAUUCCGUCUAAAGAUAAUACAAAUGCCUACUCUUUGAUCGAAGGUUAGGGUAUGUUCUAAGUCUGUGCAUAAAUUAUUGAAGGCCAAUCAUGUCAAAACUUUGUUGUGUCUCCUGAUUGUAUCUUCUCAUGAUGGAUGAAGAAGAAAAUUUGUGAUAUUGCCUUUUUCUAACAAUAGGUUUAUUGGCGAAUUCGCUGAGUGAAAUAUAAAAAAACUUAUCCUGGUUAGGCACCUUUUUGCUAUACACACCAAAGAGUUAGACUGCGGUGUAAGUUUGACAUCAGGUCAAAGGCAAAAUAUGUAUACCUAUUUUUAGUAUAUUUGUUGGUGUGUGUGGGGUGCGUCUGCAUGUGUGUUUCAUUACAUUUUAAUAGGCCCUAUUUCGUUCUUUUGCGCGAAUGUAUGAGUUCCUUCAAGAAUUCAGAAUCUAUACGAGGACUCUGCAAAAGAGAAAUGAUUUUUUUUUUCGUUAUUCGUUUUGUUGUGCGUUUUUCUACCAAGAAACUGGAAAAGGUAAUUGUCUUCCCCGUUUUUGUGUUACCAAUGUUUUUUUUCAUAAUAUGCCACACAGGCCAUUUUAUUUUAGAGCUUUGUUCUGUUUCUCGGAGGGCGGGGGGUUAUUUCUUAUUCAAUUAAUUUACUUUCAUGUGAGUUAGUAUAUCAUGCACAAAUUGCUUACAGAUGGAUAUUGUGUAAUGGAAACAUUAAGUUUUCUGUAGAAAAAAAACGUGCAAAAACAACGGUGGGUGUUUUCGUAUUUGUGUUCUUUGUGAAGGUUUGUCGACUGGGUCAACACUCUUUAUUAAAAUGUUGGGCAACAUACUGUCCGCGCAACAAUAGGUUAAAAAAUCGAUCAAACUCUGGGUAGUUUUUAACCAAUACUGUGUAGUUUUCACAAAAAGUACACAUUAUUGCAUGGUUUAAACCCACCCAGAAUUGGAAAAAAGCUUUAGCCACUUGUUGUGUGGACAGUUUUAUUGCCCAACAUUUUUAAGAGUGAAUGAUCAAAGGGUUGCACUGAGGUUUUCGUCAAUUGAAACACAAGUAAAAAUUGUUUAAUAGAAAAAUAAACUGUUUUGCUGUUAUAUUCCAUAUACUCCAUGUCUGCUUUUACAUGUCAGUAUUUCAAGAAUGUCGAAUUUGGUGAAUGAGUUUGUUUAAAAAAAUAUGCACGCUAUUAUAAUUUAACACGAUUUAAUUACGCUGUACAUUAUUUUGUAUGAGAAGGCCAGGUCAUGAUUAAUUAAUAACACUUGAUAAUAAAGCUUUUCAUAUUUUCCCCCGAUUUAUAUUAACCAAAUUUACUAAGUGACAACCUGAUUUAUAACAUUACUAUACGUUUAUCAGUAACAUUAUUUUCUUAUCAGUGUCUCUGUAAAGUCCAUUGUUGAAAAAAUAAAGGGAUUAACCUAUGUGGCAUUAUUUCGUUUCACG